AUGGGAGCCUGGGGAGAUUUUUCCAGCUCAGAACAGUCCGCGGCUGCCCCGCGGGGCACGACCUUCGCCGCCCGAGGGCAGAGCUGCCGGGAUCUCCAGAUCCCUUCCAGCCUUGGGACUUUUGACGGGGCUCCAGCGGGGCUGGAGCCCGACGAGCGUAGUCUGUGGGUGUCGCGCGUGGCGCAGAUCGCUGUGCUCUGCGUGCUGUCGCUCACCGUGGUCUUCGGCGUCUUCUUCCUGGGCUGCAACCUGCUCAUCAGGUCGGAGAGCAUGAUCAACUUUCUGGUGCAAGAGCGCCGGCCCUCCAAGGACGUGGGCGCCGCCAUCCUGGGGCUCUACUGAGCGCCGCCGC
Messenger RNA from Pteropus alecto (black flying fox), 352 nucleotides. It is a transcript of the gene RPRML, whose product is annotated as reprimo like. The transcript has 2 exons. NCBI's taxonomy places the organism in Eukaryota, Metazoa, Chordata, Mammalia, Chiroptera, Pteropodidae. The coding region runs from base 1 to 342 and encodes 113 amino acids. The record is from RefSeq and is a predicted model, not a curated record.